This is a messenger RNA of Astyanax mexicanus (Mexican tetra), 5087 nucleotides long. RefSeq names its product myomesin 2a (gene myom2a). NCBI's taxonomy places the organism in Eukaryota, Metazoa, Chordata, Actinopteri, Characiformes, Acestrorhamphidae. Gene Ontology annotation, molecular function: protein binding. The transcript is spliced from 39 exons. Bases 117 to 4649 code for a protein of 1510 amino acids. The record is from RefSeq and is a predicted model, not a curated record.
GAAGGCAUUCCCUGAGUGAGGGCAUUAUUUUUGUGCCCAUCAGCAGGACCCUCCAAGUGCUCUCGGGCUGCUCUUCCACCGCUCAGCGCUGUUCAGUUCUCCUGGGUUUUCCCAUCAUGCCUUCGAGGGCCAUGCCGGUUAUUCAGCAGAAACAAAAGAAGGUCAGCCAAGAAUUUCACAGCUCACAACAUGUCCAGCAGAUCUCGUCCAGGAAAUCGGUUUCGAAGUCAGUAAAGAAGGAGCAGGUUGAGGCCACUGAGGCGAUGGCGGAACCAGCCUACAAGGUGCCAGCUUUCAGGCAGAGGCAACCUGAGGGGAUGCAGGAGUAUCAGAGGAUGGCGGCUCACUUCGGCAGGGAUCUGAGCAGUCUUCAGCAGGAGCUGCACAGGAUGAAGGUUGCGACUCAUGAACAAGUGGAGAAUAUUGAGAUUACAAGAGAGGUGAAGGAGAAGAUGUCGAUGAGGAAAGAGUUUCAGGCAGAAACACCCAAAGCUCCGGACUUCCUGGUGGGUCUGAGGUCUCACACAGUGUGGGAGAAAAGCCCAGUUAAGCUGUUCUGCACCGUGUCUGGCUCCCCAACUCCCAUCGUCAAAUGGUUUAAGAAUGCUGAUCCCAUUGACCCUCUGAGCGCACCCGGAAAAUACAAAAUUGAGAGUAAAUAUGGAGUUCACAGUCUGAUUAUUAGCAGGUGCUCAGUAGCAGACUCAGCUGUGUAUAGUGCUGUUGCUACUAACACUGAGGGAAAAAUCAAGUCUAAAGCCACCGUGUGCGUGAGGAGACCAGCCGGAGCAGCAGAGAGUGCCCAUCUGCCAGGCCUAGUUCCCCUUCUUAGUGGCAUCCAUCGUAGCAAGCUGGAGGUGACCUUCCUGGACAGGUUUGGAGUGACCUUUGGCACUGAGGGCCAGUCAGUAACUCUGGUGGCCAACCUGCUGGUGGUGCCUGACCUUCCUAACCUGCCACCGGAUGCCGAGUGGUACAGAGACGAUACUCUACUGAAGCCAUCUAGGUGGGCUGAGAUGUCUAUUUGCGGUGGGGCUGCCAAGCUCACUCUUCCUCACCUAAAUAAGGAUGAUGAGGGUCUGUACACUCUCCGUAUCUGGACCAAGGAUGGAACUACCGAGCACAGUGCCUACUUGUUUGUCAAAGAUGCCACCCCCUCAGUGGCCGGGGCUCCGGGAGCUCCCAUGGAUGUCACUGUCUCUGAUGCCAAUAAGGAUUACAUCCUGGUCUCCUGGAAACCUCCCAACACCACCAACGAACCUGUUAUUACUGGAUACUUUGUGGACAGACGCAAGUCUGGAACACAGGACUGGGUCCAGUGCAAUAGUGCACCGGUGAAGGUGUGCAAACUGCCUGUGCACGGGCUCACCGAGGGGGCGUCCUAUCACUUCCGUGUCCGGGCUGUGAACAGUGCAGGAAUCAGCCUGCCCUCCAGGAUGUCCACUGGAGUGACCGCUGCCGAUGUGGAGAGUGAUGUUGAAGUGAUUAAAAUCGAGGGGAAGUAUGAUAUAGUGAUUCGACAGGAGGAACUGCAAGGAGUGUAUGUUACACUGGCGGAUCCUCCGACUGAAGUGCAUGCGACAGAAAUUAAUCACACGUACGUCGUUCUAAGCUGGAAACCACCCAGCCUCCGCGGACGGGCACCUCUAACGUACCUCAUCGAGAAGUCGGUGGGCGACAGUAACUUUUGGCAGAGAGUGAACACAGGCGUGCAGAUCCGCUCACCCCGUUACCCCAUUUACGACCUGGAGGACAAGACACAGUACCGUUUCCGUGUUACCGCAGUCAACAAGUACGGCCCCAGUGAGCCAUCAGAACCCUCAGAACUCAUCCAGAAAGUGGAUCCUCAUGCUUCCAUCCCGAACAUUGGGGUUCCCUCGGCUCCAGGUCAGGUGAUCGCUUCAAGAAACACCAAAACAUCUGCUUUUGUGCAGUGGGAUCCUCCCAAACACCUCAACAACCUCAUGGGCUACUAUGUGGACUGCUGUGUGGUCGGAUCCAAAACCUGGAUGCCCUGUAAUCACAGACCCUACAAGCUCACCAGGUUUGUGGUCCACGGCCUGAUUCCUGGAGAAACCUAUACCUUCCGUGCCCAGGCAGUGAACGCUUACGGUCUGAGUGAUGAGUCUCAGGAGUCUGCUCCUCUCUUCAUCGACGCUGCACUCAAUGGUGGGGUGGAUUAUGCUGCUCCUUCUGCUCCAUAUGGAAUAUCUCUGCUUAGCUGUGAUGGAUCUUCUAUGACCCUGGCCUGGAAACGUCCAAAAAACACUGGUGGCACCAAGAUCACCGCUUACUAUCUGGACAAACGUGAGGCUGGUCAUCUGAACUGGAAGGAGGCCAGCCAGAGUCCAGCGACCAUCAGAGUGCAUAAGGUGGAGAACCUGACUGCUGGACUGUUCUACGAGUUUAAGGUCCAGGCUGGCAAUCUGGCUGGUGUUGGUCUGGCAUCUGAACCCAGCAAGGCUUUUGCCUGUGAGGCAUGGACCACACCAGAACCUGGUCCUGCAUAUGACAUCAGUUUCUGGGAGGUGAGGGAUAGCUCUCUGCUGCUGCAGUGGAGGGCUCCAAUGUAUAACGGUGCCAGCCCUGUCACUGGGUACUUUGUGGAAAUGGCCAAGAAAGGAUCGUCUGAUUUUGUUACAGUGAACGCUGAACCUGAGAGCCAUCGUUAUCUGAAGGUAACUGGUCUGGAGACUGGAGCUCUGUAUGUGUUUAAAGUGAGGGCAGUGAACGCUGCAGGAAAAGGAAAGGCCUCUGAGGUGUCAGACGCUGUGUGUGUAAAGGCUCUGGCGGGUACGAAGGAGAUUGAGUAUGGUGUGGAUGAAGAGACUGGAGAUGUUUUCUUGUCCUUUGAAGCUUCUGAGAUUUCUGAACACUCAAAGUUCACUUGGUCAAAAUCCUACAAAGAAAUUGCUGAAUCAAACAGAGUGACGGCCUCCGUUGCAGGACGACGUUCUAAGCUGACCUUUGUGAACCCCGAGAAGGAAGACCUGGGAAUCUACUCUGUGGCUGUGAGUGACGCCAACGGGGUCUCUGCCAGUCACACCAUCAGUGAGGAGGAACUCAACAAAAUGCUGGAACUCAGCUACAACAUCAGGCACCCAAUCGUUCCACUGAAGACGGAGCUGAGCUAUGAGGUUCUGGAGAAGGGCCAUGUGCGGUUCUGGCUGCAGGCCCAGAAAAUGUCCUCCGCUGUGUCCUACAGGUUCAUCGUCAAUGAUAAAGAGGUCACCAGUGGAGAGGGUCACAAGAUUAGCCAUGAUGUUUCCUCCGGAGUCAUUCAGAUGACCAUUGAGCAUUUCACCAAGGCCAACGAGGGCACCUACACCCUCCAGAUCCAUGACGGAAAAGCCAAGAAUCAGAGCUCACUGGUGCUGGUGGGCGACGUCUUCAAGGCUGCACUGAAGGAGGCUGAGUUCCAGAGAAAAGAGCAUAUCAGGAAGCAAGGCCCUCAUUUCUCAGAGUACUUGACCUUCCAUGUGGAUGACGACUGCACUGUUAUGCUUGUUUGCAAGCUGGCCAAUGUAAAGAAGGAGACCACAUUCUCUUGGUUUAAAGAUGAUGAAGAAAUCGUUCUUGAUGUUGCUCCAAACCCGAUGUCUGGAUCCUGUGCUCUUCCAAUCCCACUGUUCUCCAGAAAAGAUCAGGGAAUCUACAAAGCUGUGCUGAGUGACGAUCGUGGAAAAGAUACAUCUGUUUACGACAUUUCUGGCCAAGUGUUUGAGGAUAUUAUCAACGCCAUCGCACAUAUUGCUGGCUCAUCUGCAUCUGAGCUGAUGCUGCAAUGCACUCCAGAGGGCAUCCGGCUGCAGUGCUACAUGAAGUAUUACACAGAGGAGAUGAAGACCAGCUGGUUCCACAAAGAGAGUAAGAUUGCCUCUUCAGAGAAGAUGAGGAUUGGAGGAACGUCUGAGAUGGCCUGGAUGCAGAUCUGUGAGCCGACUGACCGGGAGAAGGGACAUUACACUAUUGAGAUUAAUGAUGGCAAGGCAUCCCACACCCGCGCCUUCGACCUGUCUGGACAAGCUUACAACGACGCAUAUGCAGAAUUCCAAAGACUGAAGGCUGCUGCCUUCGCUGAGAAGAACCGCGGCAGAGUCGUGGGUGGACUGCCAGAUGUUGUGACCAUUAUGGAGUAUAAGACCCUCAGUUUGACCUGUACAGUGUGGGGUGACCCCCAGCCUGAAGUCACCUGGUUCAAGAACGAGCAGGAAGUCGUGUCCGAUGCACACAACAAGAUCACCUUCGAGAGUGGCAAGUUUUCCAGCCUGACCAUCAAUUCAGUCACUGUGGAAGACUCUGGCAAGUACAGCAUCAACGUGCGGAACAAAUAUGGCGGAGAGUUUGUAGAGAUCACCGUCAGCGUCUACAAGCAGGGCGAGGAGAUUCCCGAACCCAAACUGGGACAGAUGUCUAGAUCAGCCGCAGCACCCAAGUCACCUGCACCACCCUCCAAACCCCAAACUCCUGCACCAUCCAUGAAGCCCGCCACUCCCACUCCACCCCCCUCUGUUAAGUCUCCAACCCCUACUCCACCUCCAUCCGUAAAGGCUCCGACCCCAGCUCCAAAAUCCCCAACCCCACCCAGGAGUGCCAAGUCCCCCACCCCACCCAGAUUCAUGAGGUCCCCAACCCCAACUAAGAAAUAAACACAAUGCUUUUGCUGCCCAUGUUGUUUCACGUUUCACUGAUAUAUACUGCAAAUAUAUAUUUACAUUAGUUUAUCAAACAAAUGAUCUCUUACUUAUUAACCCACUGACAUUUGCAGUUAUGCGUUUUUGCAUGUAUAUUUAUAUACAUGCUUAAUGGGUUUUUAAGUACAGUAGAUCCUUUGGUGAGCUUAGAACUAAAAACCUGGUCUUGACCCACAAGACAAAUGGCCAGCGUAUCUCGCUCGUUUGUGUUCUUAUAUGUUACUCGCUAAAAGCUAAAAAAUAUAAAGGUUAUGAAGUUGAAACUAACAGGUGCUGUUUACUAAAACAGACAUUAUCUUUACAAGUGGCAUCAUUAGCCGUCUUAUCCUGUCCUGUCUUUUCAUGUUGCUUCGUGUUGCCAAAUAAAAACUUGUUCAGCUUCUCUCGGCUGGA